AUUUCAGCAAAAUACAAUCACUCAUCAUUUUCCUUAAACCCUAAAACCAGAUUCCUCCAUCUCUCUCCGAAUUCAUCAAUGGCGUUCUCUGCAAUUUUCCAAAGAUCCGCACGAAAGGCGGCCCCACUCGCUUCUCGUCUCAUCGGAUUGCAGAGAAACUUCCAAUCUUCCGCCGCCAUAGCCUCCGUCAUCAAACGCGCGUCUCUCUCUCCCCAGUUUGUCCGCUCUGCCGCAUGCUCUUCCACCCGCAACUUCUCCUCCGAAGUUGCCACCAAAUCUCCGUCGUCCAGCACCAAGCUUCUUGAAGUCCUUCAAAGCGAAAUCGAUGUCGUCGAGGAGUCUGAGGAUAACGAUCAGACUGUAGAGGUUCCCAAAGGCUUCCCUUUUGAAAUUAAGGACAAUGUUGGAGAACAAACUGUGACCUUGACAAGAGAAUACGAGGGUGAAAACAUUGUAGUGGAAGUAUCCAUGCCCAGCCUUAUAACUGGUGAGGAAGAUGAGGAAGACAAUGAGGACGACGAUGCAGACGAGGAUGGUAAAGAGGGGGAGACAAGUUCCCAAUCAAGUGUACCACUUCUUGUAGUUGUUUCCAAGAAAGACGGUCUGUCGUUGGAAUUUGAUUGCACUGCUUAUCCAGAUGAAAUCUCAAUCAACAGUCUCUCGCUUAAAAAUUCGGAAGCUGAAGACGAACUUGCGUAUGAGGGUCCUGAUUUCCUUGAUUUGGAUGAAAAUCUACAAAAGGCCUUCCACAAGUAUCUGGAGAUUCGAGGUGUCAAGCCAAGCACAACUAACUUCUUGCACGAGUACAUGAUUGAGAAGGAUAACAAGGAGUACGUAAGGUGGCUCAAGGACGUCAAGAAAUUUGUCGAGGCAUAGGCUACUGGCCUUUUAAUGGCAGGAAUUCUGUUCCAUAAACAAGAUCUUAGUGACAUUUAUAAGAUUGUUUUGCUGCUUGUAGUUUUGAUAUGCAUAAUAUAAGAAGCAGAGUUAUUAAACGUAUAUUUUUUGGACAAUUUGCUUCAUUUCUCAGAAGUUCAAGCAAUAUUAGUAGGAA
Messenger RNA from Spinacia oleracea (spinach), 1054 nucleotides. RefSeq lists its product as uncharacterized. The record is from RefSeq and is a predicted model, not a curated record. The transcript is spliced from 3 exons. Bases 79 to 876 code for a protein of 265 amino acids. NCBI's taxonomy places the organism in Eukaryota, Viridiplantae, Streptophyta, Magnoliopsida, Caryophyllales, Amaranthaceae. Gene Ontology annotation, cellular component: mitochondrial matrix.